AUGGGAGAUUCGGAAAAGUCACCACUCAUGUUUCUCGAGUCCGGAUGGACGGGUUCCCGCGUUUGGGGCCUUAAAGCGACUGAGGACUCAGCUGAUCAUGCCAAAUCGCGAAAUCCCGCAGAGGAUGAUUGUAAAGACAGGGAGCGUGUGCGACAGAGGCAAAUUGAAUGGGAGGGCUUUGUCGCAUAUGCCGAGCUUCAGGAGCGUGAGCUUCAUAAGUUGUUCUUUGAGCUGGACUCAAAUCAUGAUGGCAUGUUGGACAGGUAUGAGAUCCAAACAGCGCUAGAGCGGGCCGGAAUUCGGGCGACCCCUGCAAUUCUAGAAGACUUUAUUGCCAGUUUGGCUUCGUCGGGCGUGCAAGAUGUGAAAGAAUUGCACGGCCGCGACUUGUAUGUGACAUUUCCAGAAUUUCGUGAUUAUCUUUUGCUCUUGCCUCGCCGACCAACAACGUCUGAAAUUUUUCAUUUCUAUCAGGUCCGAAAAGUUGUUGGAUUGUUUGGCUCGGGAGGCAUUUUCGCCGAGCUAGGAGCCAACUUUGGAAAGACAGCACGGGGAGUUACAUCCGUCAACUUCGAUGGAGAUGUUAGUCUCAUGGGCGAAUUAUCUACGCCCCCAGAAACAAAAACAAGCGCAACAGGACCAUCCUCUACCUCCUCUUCGACUUGUACGUCCAAGAAGGGCGAAUCGUCUGAUUCUCCUCCGGGCAGUCAGUCCCAACGAUUUUCUAAAGACAUGAUUCAGCUUGACGUGGCAUUCAAGUUUCUUCUCGCUGGUGGAUUCGCAGGUGCCGUAAGCCGUACAGCUACGGCACCAUUUGAUCGGUUAAAGAUAUACCUAAUUACAUCACAAUCUGCCAAGACUAGUAGCUCAUCUAGCGGUGCAGCGCGAUCGAAUUUGGGUGCGCUCUCGCAGAGUUUGUCUAUGAUAUAUCGCGAGGGUGGAUUGCGGGGCUUUUGGCUAGGCAAUGGACUAAAUUGUAUGAAAAUCAUUCCCGAAUCCGCUAUUAAAUUCUUCACAUAUGAAUGUAUGAAACGCUUGUUUGCAAAGUAUGUGGACGGUGUCACAGAUUCCCGCGAUGUGAGCGGCAUGAGCCGUUUCAUUAGCGGUGGGAUUGGGGGCAUUACGUCGCAAUUAUCGAUCUACCCCAUUGAAACGCUCAAGACGCGUCUCAUGUCUAGCAUGUCGAAUCCUGGUCACAUUCGGGGCAUGAAACUACUUUUCGCUACAGCCCGCCAAAUGUCGGUGAAUGGCGGCUUCCGCGCAUACUACCGUGGCUUGGGCGCUGGUUUAGUUGGUGUCUUUCCUUACUCAGCUAUUGAUAUGUCGACGUUCGAGGGCAUCAAACUAUUUUAUUUGCGGUACACAGGUAAAGACGAACCCGGCGUCCUAUCUCUUCUGGCAUUCGGCAGCAUAUCUGGAAGCAUCGGCGCUGCGACUGUAUAUCCCCUCAACUUAGUCCGUACGCGCCUCCAAGCUUCUGGGACUCCUGCACAUCCAACUGUGUAA
Molecule: messenger RNA, 1506 nt
Organism: Malassezia globosa CBS 7966
Lineage: Eukaryota; Fungi; Basidiomycota; Malasseziomycetes; Malasseziales; Malasseziaceae
Exons: 1
Coding region: 1-1506 (501 amino acids)
Biological process (GO): ADP transport; ATP transport; transmembrane transport
Molecular function (GO): ATP transmembrane transporter activity; calcium ion binding
Source: RefSeq, a predicted model, not a curated record